CCUUGGAUAGUGAUUAUAUGGACGAAGAAAUGUUAAGACGAGUAGCAUUGAGAAUAGAUAAAUAUUUAAAAAAAAAAUCAUACUAUGAGUCCGAAAUGAUAUCAUCGACAGAUUUAAACGAGAAGAUAAAUUGUGAAACAUUUUUGACAUUAAUGUCACAUCGUGAAAAACAGAUACCAGAACAAUUAGAAAAAUUUAAAACUAUUGCAACGAAUGUUUUUUCAGAUUUGGAGUUACAAAAUAUCACGCAAGAUGAAUUGAUAACAUAUUUAUGUAGAUUUUCUUGUAAUAAUUUUAACGUGGAUGAUAUGAUGUAUUCAAUCGGACAACAAACAAAGGAUGGACCACAAAUACUUAGAAGCAUUGAAAACAUAAAGGCUGGUGAGGAGAUAACAAUAUCUUAUGUUGAUGUCGCAAUGAGCCGAACGUCCAGACAAAAAUUGUUGAGGGAAAAGUAUUUUUUUAAAUGUCAAUGUCCAAGAUGUUGUACCGACGAUAUUAGUAUGGAUAUAACAGAAGAAGAAAGAAGAGUAUUAGUGAAGAUCGAGCAAUUAACUGAGAAAAAAGAUAAUGAAGAAGAAAAAGAAAAAAUCGUAGAAAAUUUGCUGAUUUCUCAAAUGCAACAAAACCAGAUGAUAAAAGAAUCAAUUUCUUCUUUUAUUUCGCGCAUUAUUAUCUCACUUUUACCACAUUUAAUAGGAGAAACAUCAAAAGCUGAUUACAUAAAAACCUUAGAAGUAUUUUUCAAUGAUAUGCACACAACCAUCACACAUCCAGAUCUUUUUACUACAUCAUCUCUUUCUUUAGCCACAAGACGUUUUUAUGAUCGUAUUGAGUUACAACAAUGGCGAGAAUCAUGGACUUUAGGUCGUUAUAUUCUCGCUAUUUAUCUUUUAAUUUAUCCAAGAUUUCAUCCAAUUAUUGGAUUGCAUUUAUUUAGUUUGGCAAAGUGUAUGUGGAAUGAUACUUGCAAAGAUAAAGAUAAAAUCGUUGAAUCCUAUGAGAUAGUAAAAGCAACAAAGAAAGUGUUAGAGAUUACACAUGGUGAUGGAUUUGAAAACAGAAAAAUCAUUGCACAAGUCAUGGACUUAGAAAUCAAUAUGCAAAUUGAAUUAAUGGAAAUAGAAAAAAAGAAAUACGCCGACCGUUGCAUAAUCCAUAGAGAUCCAAGAAGUCCUUAUGAUAAUAUCCGUGUUUUAACAGAUCAUAAAUCCGAGAUAUGUGGAUUGAAAUGGAACAAUGAAGGAAAUCAACUAGCAAGUGGUGGUAAUGCCAACGAAUUAUUUAUCUGGGAAGGCUUGAAUUUGUCUCCAAUCAGAAAGCUUGAUGGUCAUAAAGCUGCUGUUCGUGCUCUUUCUUGGAGCCCUCACUCAAGAAAUUUAUUAGUAAGCGGAGGUGGUCAUUUAGAUCGGCAAAUACGUUUCUGGAAUACUCUGGAUUCAAGAUGCUUAGCAAGUUAUAAUGUUAAAUCACAAGUAUGUAACCUGCAAUGGUCACCCACGGCAAAUGAACUUGUCUCAACCCACGGAUGGUGGAAAAAUGAUGUAGUCGUUUGGCAAUAUCCUUCGAUGGAAAAGAUUGCCACCUUAAAAGGGCAUAAUUAUCGUGUGCUUUAUUUCUCUUUAUCUCCUAAUGGCGAAGAUAUUGUGACUGGUGCUGGUGGCGAUGAUAAUACUUUACGAUUCUGGAAAGUUUUUAACGCUCCACUCAGUAACAAAAAGAAAAUUACUAAAUCUGUAUUUAAGUUAGAUGGGCUAAUUCGGUGA
Messenger RNA from Racocetra fulgida, 1766 nucleotides. The record is from the annotation of a GenBank genome assembly. NCBI's taxonomy places the organism in Eukaryota, Fungi, Glomeromycota, Glomeromycetes, Diversisporales, Gigasporaceae.